AUGGCCGCCAACGACGACAUCAAGCAGGCCACCACCUCACCCACCACCUCCCCACCGACUAAACCCCCACCAACCCUCUUCUCCCUCCACGCCGAACUCCGCAACGAGAUACACCGCCUCGCCCUGAUCGAAACAAACAGCUUCUGCGUCCGCAACAAGCGCUACCGUGUUCCCGACCUCCUGCAGGUCUGUCAACAGUGUCGCAACGAAGCGUCAAGCAUCUACUAUGGCGAGAACGAAUUCGAGGCUUGCGGGUGUUGUAGUGAGAUGGACCAGGUGCGAUUGACGAAGAGGCGGGUCGAGAGAUUUGGUGGGAAGAUGACGUUGCGUUGA
This is a messenger RNA of Zasmidium cellare ATCC 36951, 333 nucleotides long. RefSeq lists its product as uncharacterized. The transcript has a single exon. The record is from RefSeq and is a predicted model, not a curated record. NCBI's taxonomy places the organism in Eukaryota, Fungi, Ascomycota, Dothideomycetes, Mycosphaerellales, Mycosphaerellaceae. The coding region runs from base 1 to 333 and encodes 110 amino acids.